CCGCCACUAACAGAGGAUCGAGUUUCGCACUGUGGAGUUGACGUGGCUUUAGUGUUGUGCUGGCACCGCAUCCGGGACGAUAUUUGAAGUGAACAAUUCCAAAUUCCCAGCUCAAUAAAAUAGGGGGCGCUCUGGAAGCUCCAUUUUUUUCAACUAGGGCGUCGUCACUGCCGACUGCAGAUCAUCCCUCUAGCAUAUUCGGCUUUUAGUUGGACCGCUGUAAGCGGCCGUUGGACGUUGAGUCAACGGCGGAAGCAAAUUGGUCGAGAACCAUUGUUGCCACUUACUGCCAGAAAAGGGGUCAUUUCCACAGAGAAAUGCCGGCUAACUUAUUUGGAACUCCUCUUUCUGAUACCUACUCCGUCUGGAACACUUGGCAGCCGACCCAGUCCAUGGGUGGUUCGCGUUACCGGUUCCUGCAGCCGAACCUUCCUUGGAAGCUCGUACCUCAAUAUUUUUGUCUGAAUGAAAAAGAGACAAUUCUUAAGGUCCACUGCCCAGACAUGGAUAUAUCAGGAACAGACACUCUGUUCUCGGGGACCCCGCGUGGCGGUGAGGAUUCGACUACAGACGCGGUGAGGAAGCUCUUGAAAAAUGACUCAGAAUUCCCAGCGUCUUGCAGUGCUACAGGGGAAGAAUUCCAUUUCGGUCGUUCAGCAGACGACUGCACAGAACCUCACGGACCAGCAUUCUCUGCACAGACCACGCUACCAACAUCUCGUUCUGCGGUCGUUGGAGGCGACCGUGAAGACCAUCCAGAAGCGUUGUCCACCGUCAGAUCGCUGUUGGAGAAGAUGAGUGGCGACCCGCAUCGGCAAGAGGCAUCUGAGGAAGUCCCGGCGGCGUCCAUCCGGUCGCCAGCUGACGAGACAACGAAACACAUGAGAGACAGUCGGAUGCUGAACGUGGACGACCAACACUUGGAGCUUCGAGAUGAACCUACGCAUGAGCGUCCAGCUGCACUAAGCAGCUCUACACCAGCGUCCCGACGCCCUUCUGGAGGUGUUCUGGACGAAAUUGAAGACGCGAUGAUCGCUGAAGAGGCGAAGUGCGAGUCCACAUCCGGAUCCUCUGUGCAGCCCCCCGGUGGUCAGCAGUUACUGGUGGAGCUCGGGGAAAUGUUUCGCCGAAAGCAAGAGCUGCCAUUCGAUGUUCAGCUCCUCGCCGCGGCACUUGAGCCUACCAAGAACGACGUGGAUGUAACAAGCCGCGGUUCUUUCGAACGGAGGACUCCAGCAGACAGUCGGGAAUAUUAUACGCAAGGCUCCUGCGCUGAUCCCCAGGGACCCUUGCCCAAUAGAGGCGAGGAGUGUUGCAGUCGACAAGAGAACUCCCAAGAAGGAGGCCUGGAAAAUGUAUGCUUCGAUCCGACAGUGAAUGGCGACGACAUGUUGCCACGACGUCGGAGCCACGCUUCCUGUUCGCAGCACACCGCACCGGAGAACGAGCUUCAGUCCGGCCUCGAGAUUCUUUUGCAAGCUGGCGCCGUGUCUGGCAACAGCACAGAGGGACUCGACAGCAGCGGCAGCACGCGAUCUGAAGCGUCCGUCUCAGACUACUCGCCCUCACCGUCCUGCGAACUUCCUGGGAACCUGUGUCCCUCUCCGAUACAGGAAGCCCAUCUGGAACGAGACGGCGUGCCCAAGGAGAGUGAGGCUGCUGCAGAUACAGAAGUCGACAGUGCUGGAGACCGGCCUUGCGCUGACCACGAAAGUGCUGAGCACCAACACACUCCUCCAACGGAGGCUGGAAUCAGAGGACACCAACUGCAAGAUGUCGGGGCGCCGACCGAGGCUCGAGCAGAGGACAAUAAGAAGCUGAACGCGGAGCCUCUGGACUACCACGCCAUGCAUCGCGCGCUGCCCAAAGUCACUGGUGUACGCUUUCAGGCUCAGCGCAACCGCUUCGUCGCGGAGUGGUACGAACAAGGUCGCACAAGAAUGGCGUACUUCCCUGUGAAACUCUAUGGAUUCGAGCGCGCAAGGCACUUGGCGAUUCGGUGCCGGGAGGAGGUUCUCCAAAUGAAAAACGCCAAGCGUGGCGCCUACGGGGAGACUCCGGCGUCGCAGCCGCCUACCACUCGGCGAAGGAAUGGUGCGGUUGAUGGAGAAAGCGUGAAUGAAGAGAACCCAGCGUUGAAACGUCGACGCGUAGGCGGAAACAUUGCAAACCCCUGUUUAAGUAGACAAGGCGGACCGGGUUUUGAUUCUUCGUUGCUGCCUGUUCGCUCGCGGACGUUCCCUGCCCCGGCAUCAGCAAACCAUCGUGAGCUUCUUGCCGUGGGAAAGGACAUUCGUAGGGGAUUCUCUAAUGAGGAGCGCCGCGCGUCGGCCUUGCGGUGGAACGAAGGCGGCCAGGUAGACUCAGCAGCAGACAUGAGCCUCCACGCCGUGCACGGACAUUCUCUCCUCGAUCUCAGCACCGAAUACAACGUCAUGGGUUUUGAAGGUGUCAGCGAGGAAGCCGAGGAACAGCGUGCCAGUGCAGUCGAACACGACAGCUUGCACGAGCUCCUCAAAGGCUCUAGGCUGACAGCAACAUCCAGAGAAGACUUCUCGGCAGCAGCUCGCUCCUCUGCAGAGCCUUUUGUCUCGAGACAGACUCACAGAUCCCCGAAAAGCGAAGGCUUGACGUCGCGACUGAACUCAGUAAACUACGGUCGGCGGCAGUCUCGUGAUUCUGCUCUGAAGGGGGAGGGUCUCGUCGAAAGCAGACGCGCUGACUGGGAAAUGUCGUCGCUGCUUUCAACAUCACCCGAGAGGUCGUUGUCCUGGACACAAGAAUCGAACCAGCGUCCAUCGCGAAACAUGCACGAGCGACAGCAACGAAAUGGAAUGACGCUUCACGCGAACAGCUCUAGCUGCAGUUCCGCUAGCGCCGGUCUGGGUGUUGACCCCAAUGUCUUGCUGACACUCCUUCUCGGAACAGAGACGAGCCGGGAGAAACAGGCCACCGUCGAACACGCACUGCAGUCGUUGACAGGCAGCCUUGAGCAGCCUUUUGCUAGCGCUCGCGGCAUGGGAAGACAGCGGGUGCAGCACGUUGCAGAAUCUGGAGAGGAUGAUUCUUCACUGGCUUCCGAACCGGAGUUCUCGAGACUACCGAAUCUCGGACCAGAGGACGUGGCAACGUCUAGCAGGCGGAGCGUCCGGCGAGUGCCGUAUUCGAAGUCGACUGCCCACUUCGAGGCCCCCACUGAGAGCGCCUGCUCGGAAGCAAAAGUCUUAGACGAAAGUUUGCUUCUAGCUAAGGCAGCAGUCAGCGUCAUCUUGACCGACCUGCUUGAGAAGUGCAUUCCACGGUUAAUAACCAUGGGGAAGGAAAGCACAGAUGAAACUGCCCUGCAGCUUCGCCGCGGUUUCCUGACAUCCGUGGUGAUGCAGGCUUGGCGGGCCGUGCAGGACGCUCAGCGUAUCGACCAGCUCUACCCGCUUCUGGCGGUCUGUCGACGCACUAUUGUCGCCGGAGAGCUUCCCAGCUCCUCGAGUUUUCUGUGCAACUCUUCGAGCGUGGAUUGGCGGCGACGAGGCCGGUAAGGCGGGCCAGGGUAACUCCCAGAGCCAGAGGAGAGUUACAGGACACCGGAGGUCAGUACACCUUGACAAGAAAACAUUCGAAAUGCAGCACGACCGUCCUCGAGGCCAACGCAGCAGCGAAUGCGCAGGUUGGGCUGUUUUCUGCAGAAGGUCUGAACUCGAGAGAUCGCGAAUGAAGUCGGGAACGCGCGACCUCCCUGCCUUCUGAACAGCGUUUUUCUCGGAGAUGGCAAGAUCUAGGCGCGCCGCAUGAGGUCCGUGUAGGAGCCUAGUGGCAGUUCACAGCGUGUCCAUGUGCCCGUUGACUCUCCUGAGUUCCCGUAUUGGCCACGCCUCUUAGAUGUUCGGGCGCGCGCUCUAGUGAAGCACGAUUUUUAGAGCCUUCCCCGAGGCGUUUCAUUCGCAAAGCCCACUGGAGGAAAACAACCGAACUGUCAGGGUUUCAGCAGAGUCGGCGAAAGCGACGACCGUGCGUGGAGAGCCUAAGUGGAGACGAAGUUGACUAUCUUCAUCGUUCUGUCCAGCCCUCGAUGGGCGAAUCGGAGUCUCAGUGUGAGGUCUUCGAGGCUACGUAUGUGGAAAGAAAAGGUUUCAAGGCCGCACAGGGUCUUGUGUGAGAGGAUCGUGGUCUUCCCAAACGAAGCAAAAAGUUACGGAGCUGCACAACCGGAAGAGGCUUCUCACGGUCCUUCUCCGGACAGGAAUAUCAGGAGUCAGCCUCCUGUUUUCUUUGUACCGUAUCAACAGCAGGAACCAGCAGCCCACAAUUUUGGACUGCGUUGUCACGCCCAAGCUGAGCACUAAAUGGGCCUGACCCACCAGGAAAAGGACCGUCUGACCUCUGAGGGUCGAGUUGGUCAACGUUCGGAAGCUCUGAAUAUUUGUGGUCCCCGGCCGCGGUAUUCGAUUUUACAAUGUCUUCUGAGACGCUCGGUGCUAAAUACUACAUCCUUACGUGUUGCACCGCUUUCGCGUGAUGAAUGAGAAACACUGUUCCUCCUUUAGUUGUGGACACAAACGCACGUGAGUCUCGAUUUCGUUCUGUCGGAUGAUUCUGACAGUCGGUUUCGAUAGCUGGUCGGCACGUGAGAAGUCUGCCCCACUGCCAGAGUUCGACACUGGAAGUGCUUGUCCACUGUGUCGAUGGCCGAGGCGAUGCCUCCAGAAUGUGUAUUACGCGCAUUGCUCAAAAAACCAGCGGCAUGCUGAGUGUCCAUGCUGUCUCUCGGUUUCCCUGCAGCUAACUCAGUGAUUUGCGUCACUUUGUAAAUCGCUGCCCUGUAGCCGUGUGUCACCACUGGUGUUUCCAAUCGUAAGAGGUGGGGGCGCAACAGUGUAGCCGGCUGUAGAAGCCACACGGUGUUCCAUCUUUGGCAUUGCAAAUAACACUUGCUGUGAAGUCGGAGGUCCAGGCAUCUGCAGCAGUUUUGAAAAUCGUCCAAGCCAUCCAUUGGAUGCUGGUACAAGCAGUUGUCCGUGUGUACGCUGCCUCGCUUGGGACUAGAUGGUCCACGGUUUCUGAUGCCGGUCUGGGGGACCUAGAGAGUCUGCAUGGUGUCCCGCACCGCAGCAGGCGAGAGUUAACGUUGCGCGCCUGUGUGUUCUUGGCCGUCCCUGCAAAAACUUCCUUGAACAGUAGAAAGACUUUUUUCGGAUCGAAACGAUAACGCCACUUCGGUAACUUGAACUGACACCAUCUUCAAGAGACGCCAUCAGACCCGUCAGCCGGUGGGCCUCUCUGCAACCCGUGGAAUUCAUUCAUCCGUUAAACGGUACACCCGGCCCAAGUGUGGGCUGUUCAACAGCAAAAGAAAGUUUUCGAAGGGUCGAGCGUCGCUGUGGAAACUGGUUCUACACUCUCGUUUAGCUUCCAGUCGCUGUAAGAGAAGCCUAUUUCCCUGAGCACCCAGCGUCGGGCCCAAUUCCCUUUUACAGAACUCGGUGUUUAGUUCCACUGUAGGCCACCCAUCGUUGCGGGGCUCUUCACCUUUUUUGAAACUUGCAAAGAGGAACGGAGGUAUCACACAUGGGUCGGCUCAGUGGGAGAUGACCAAGUCAAUAUCAUCGUGUAUGUAGAGCUUGUCUGCAAAUGCUGGUUUUCAGAUGUACGCUGGAUACCCAUGUACUUCAGACGCGUAACACAGUGGUCACCAAAAGCACUGAUUCGGUGCGCGCGCCUUAACCUGGUCCCGCAGCGACGGCGUCGCUGUCAACAUUGCGGCCCUGUUGCUGGAAUCCUUAGGAUUCGAGAAUGUCUGAGAAAUUGACAGAUUUCUGGAAGCAAAGACGUGAUUCGCACGACUGACACACCACGCAGACGACGCACUGUAAGUCAAAUGAGGCCAUGCUAUUUACCUGAAUGUACAGCGGUAGCCGCCUGAAUGAGAAAACACCAAACUGUACAGCUAGCAAGCAAGGCCAUAUCACUCUUGUCUGCAGAUAGGUGGAAGUGUUGCAGCCGACGCCAGCUCCAGUCAAACUCCCUGACGGAGGAUUAAGAAACAGUCUUUUCUUCGAUUUCUUCUCCAGCUUGGCCUGACACGUAGUCCCCUGAUGGUAUCGAACCGAGAAUCACUCGAAUUUCUUAAGACUCCUUACCCGCUUCUGAAGAACGGGGUGGAAAACGCUGUCGUCGGCUUCCCUUGGACUUCUCGAGUAUAGCACAGAGCAGUCACCAAGAAGACGAUGGAAUGGAGACUUUUCCCUCCGGUAAAGAGAGCUAGUCUCUCGCUCAUAAAAGUCCUUUGGUUCAAGAACGAACGGUGAAGGCAUGCUCCGACGAAGGUCUUCACGGUCCUCUCUCGCACCUCAGCACUUUCAACUGGUAAGAAGCCCAUCGACGAGCCUAAAAAAUCAGUUUCAUCAUUUAGUCCGGUUUAUGUAAUUGUUGCCUGAAAAGGUGUUGCGCCUGCUUUAUCGAUUGUAACUGCUGCUUCUGGUCGUCGGACAAAAGCUGGCGUUGAGCCGGCCGAAGAUGCCUGCCGCGACGCAGACUGCGGUUGUCAGCAAACGCGAGAUAUUCGCGCCAAGCCUCAGUGAAAAGCUCCAGUUGUUUCGAAACCUUUUCUGCCUCGGUCACUUCCCGAACCCAAGGCGCUUGGUUUUCAGGUGAUGCCUUCUCACACCCCGUCGGGUGCUUCUCUGCUUGUCUAAAUCGCCCUUUCCCUGAGAAAAUCUCUUGAACAGCGAUGCUCGGGAUGCACCCUGUACCCCGUUGGAUAGGAAGCGCGUCGUUUCCGGCGUUAGACGACCCGUCCGAAAAUCCACCUUCAGGCCGCGGACUGUGUGAGCCUUUGCUAUUCGUAGGUUGAAGUGCGACUUCUGGACCACCAGUGUAUUGGCACUCAGACGCAGAGGCGAUAGCACUAGCGGCUUCGGAAGCUGCAGCCAUAUGAGAACGGAAUUCAGCACGAGCGAACUUGUCCGCCAGAUCGCGCAUGGGUGCCGAGCCGAGUUGCGUUCUAUGAACUCGUAACACUCGUCGAUAGAGUUGAACAGCUUCACCCAGCUGGAGUUGAAGCCGGUCAAACAGAGGUACAAGAAUUUGCGACGCCAUUGUGAACGAGGCAAAUGUGCACGGGUUGACAACUGGGAAAAAGCACGGAGCUAUGGCGAGUGUUUCACGUCGAAGAGGCGCGGCGGUCGCUGCCAACACUGGGUGUGCCUGCGUAUCUCGAUUUUCCUAUCCUGCGUUCACUCUCGUACACCCAUUUAGCCCUUUGGAAAAGGAAAAACUCUCGUGCCAUAAUGUGUGAGUUAGCUGUCGUUGUUAAGCGAUGUCGCACACACAGCGGAGCUUCCUGUUCGUCUCAGCAGUUGACAUCUGGAUGAACAGUGACGCUUGACCUCGAAUGGAGCACCAUGCGCGGUGGACUGUCCACACGACAGCUGGAGGGACGCCGCUCCUUGCUGGUUUUCCCGUUGACCGAAAGUGCCGUAGAAAGCACCGAUAUAUAUUGGUGUUUGUUUGGCAGCUGAAAAAGUCGGAUUUCCCCACCACGGAUGAGAACAGUGGCCGCAUGCGCGCCGCGUUUUUCCUUCGAAAUUUCACCCUAAAAACGGUUUGACAGAACGGAGAUAAAUCUGCUGGAGCAGUUUCAGAGCAACGGGCUGAAACAGUGUGGCAUGUUCACACCAAACAGAUUUCGGACAUACACAAACCAAUGCCACAGGUUAACAGGUCGAUCCGGAAGUCAUUGACCCCACUCAAACCGUCUGGCAUUCGCGAGCCUCGAUGACCGUGCGGAUGAAAGAAUUAAUACAGUCCGCAUUCUUCUGGAAUGCGUCUUGUACAAACUUUAAGCGCUUAUGUGGCAGGCAAUUAACAACUGGGUCUUGAG
Toxoplasma gondii ME49 is the source of this 7876-nucleotide messenger RNA. It is a transcript of the gene AP2VIIA1, whose product is annotated as AP2 domain transcription factor AP2VIIa-1. Gene Ontology annotation, biological process: regulation of DNA-templated transcription. The transcript has 4 exons. Bases 318 to 3536 code for a protein of 1072 amino acids. NCBI's taxonomy places the organism in Eukaryota, Apicomplexa, Conoidasida, Eucoccidiorida, Sarcocystidae. Gene Ontology annotation, molecular function: DNA-binding transcription factor activity. The record is from RefSeq and is a predicted model, not a curated record.